AUGGCUUCAGAAGAACCUCCCGUGUAUACCCUCGCUGAGGGUAUGCCAGUCCGAGACCCAACGUCAUCCGUCAUCCUCAAAGGACCCAGAGGCGGUCUUGGUCUUUUAGCCGAUACCCAACUCAUCGAGACUCUCGCUCACUUCCCCCGAGAGCGUAUCCCCGAGAGAGUCGUCCAUGCCAAAGCCGCAGGCGCAUGGGGAACAUUCGAAUGCACCCACGACAUAACAUCCUGGUGUUCCGCCGCCCCCUUCCGCCGCAUCGGCAAACAAACCCCCGUCCUAGCCCGCCUCUCCACCGUCGCCGGCGAAAAGGGAUCUUCCGAUACCCUCCGUGACAUCCGUGGCUUCGCCCUCAAGAUGAAAACAGAGGAAGGAAACUGGGAUUUUGUAGGGAACGACUUGCCUGUUUUCUUCAUCCGUGAUCCUGCCAAGUUUCCUUCACUGAACAGAUCGCAUAAACGUCAUCCGCAAACUGCUGUUGCGGACGCGAGUAUGUUUUGGGAUUUUCAUAAUCAUAACCAAGAAGGCGCGCAUUGUCUCAUGCAGCUUUUUGGACCGAGGGGUGUCCCUGCUUCAUUGAGGAAUGUAAAUGGUUUUGGAAAUCAUACGUUCAAAUUUGGUAAGCCCGAGGAUGGAUCGUACAAGUAUGUCAAGAUCCAUUUCAAGCCUGAUGACGGUAUCAAGAAUCUGUCGCAAGAAGAUGCUGUUCGUCUUGCUGGAGAAGAGCCAGAUUAUCACGUCAAGGAUAUGUACAACGCCAUCGAAAAAGGUGACUAUCCAUCCUGGACAAUGAUGUUGCAGGUCAUGGAUCCUAAGGAAGCAGAGACGUACAAGUGGAACAUCUUCGACAUCACCAAGAUCUGGCCGCACAAGGACUAUCCUCUCAUUCCUGUUGGAAAACUCACAUUGAACAAGAAUCCGGAUAAUCACUUUGCAGAAAUCGAGCAGGCUGCUUUUUCGCCGUCGACUCUGAUUCCUGGAAUUGCGCCGUCGGCUGAUCUUAUGCUUCAUGCGAGGAUGUUUAGUUAUCCCGACGCAGCGAGGUAUCGCGUUGGGCCGAAUUAUCAGCAGUUGCCUUGUAAUCGGCCUUUGGAUACUUAUUCGCCUUAUCAGCGUGAUGGACCGAUGAGAUUGGAUGGGAACUAUGGGUCCGACCCUGAUUAUGUGCGCUCUUCAUUCCGCAAAGUCAAGAGUGGUCCUGCGGACGUCGCCCAUAGUGAAUGGCUUGGCAAAGUACAAGCCUACUCUUCCGAGGUCACAGAUGAGGAUUGGGAACAACCGCGUACUCUGUGGAAGAUGUUCAAGGAUAAGGGCGAAGAUGAAGUCUUUUUGAACAACCUUUCUGGCCAUGUCAAUAAGGCACUUCCUCGAGUUCAGAAGGAGACAGCUGAAAUGUGGAGGAACGUUGACCCAGAGAUUGGUGAUCGAUUGGAGGAGAAAUUGAACAAGAUGAACGAGAAUGUUGAUCAUUCUAAGGCGCCUCCUAGUCAGAGAGUCUUGGCCGAGCGUAUGAAGUGA
Fusarium coffeatum is the source of this 1518-nucleotide messenger RNA. RefSeq lists its product as uncharacterized. The coding region runs from base 1 to 1518 and encodes 505 amino acids. The record is from RefSeq and is a predicted model, not a curated record. Gene Ontology annotation, cellular component: peroxisome; cytoplasm; mitochondrion. The transcript has 5 exons. Gene Ontology annotation, molecular function: heme binding; catalase activity. Lineage: Eukaryota; Fungi; Ascomycota; Sordariomycetes; Hypocreales; Nectriaceae. Gene Ontology annotation, biological process: hydrogen peroxide catabolic process; response to hydrogen peroxide.